AUGAUAAAAAGAAUCAUUUACCUUUUAACAUAUUUUAUAAUAAUAAAUUUUAUUGUUUCUAAAAAUAUUCAAAGCAUAAACAAUAGAACAAAGAAAGUUGCCUUACUUCCUUAUUUCUUUACCUUACCUUAUAACAAGCGAAUAAAAAAAAGCAACUUGCGAUCAAAAAGGGAUUGUACUUUUUUUACAGGAAUUAAACCUAGCGGAAAUAUACACCUUGGAAAUUACAUUGGAUGCUUACAUCCAAUCAUAAACGUUGAAGCCACAAAAAAAAGUUCAAACAACUCAUCUAAUAAUAAUGAAAGUGCUAUAAAAUUAAAAAAAAUUAUACUUAUUGCUGAUCUUCAUUGUUUGACAAAGCUAAGCAAUAUUUAUUCAUUGAAGGAUAAGGUUAUUGAUUCAGUAAAAAUCAUAAUCUCUUUAAUAAUAGAUAUGUAUAAGAAAAAAAAAAGUUACGUAGAUGUAUAUAUUAAUAAUAUUAAAUUAGAAGAUAUAUUACAACUAAUAGAAAAAAACAACAAGAAUAAUAAUAAUAUUAAUUUGUAUGAUGAAAUUGCGUCAUAUACAUCACAAUUUCAUAAUGACAUAAAAAAUGAUAACCCCAAAGAUGAUGAAAAUCAUUUAGAACUCUCAUCUCAGGGAGGUUAUAAUCAUAGAAGGGAACUUAUUAAACAAAAACAUUAUUUUUACAUUUUUAAACAAUCAGAUAUAAAAUUACAUACUUGCUUAUAUUAUUUAAUAAAUUCUUUUACAUCCAUAAAUACGUUAAAUUCACAUAUACAUAUAAAAAUGGGUGGUCAUAAUAAAUCCUUGGCUUUAUUUUCUUAUCCAAGUUUAAUGCUUGCAGAUAUUUUAUUAUAUAAACCAACCUAUUUAAUUAUAGGUCAAGACCAAAUAAAGAAUAUGGAAAUAAUGAAAAAAUUAUGUAGAAAAAUGAACUAUCAUUUUAAAAAUGUUGCCAAAUUACCAAAGAUAUUUUUUUCAAAAUUUUAUUCAGAAGUCAUGAAUUUAGAUGGUCAUAAAAAAAUGAGUAAGAAUCAUUUAACACAUAAUGAUAAUGAUACAUCCAAAAUUAUUUAUCUUUUAGAUGAUAAAAAAACAAUAGAAAAUAAAAUUAAAAAGAGUAAAACGGAUAAUUAUAAUAUAUUAGUAUAUGGUCAAGAAGAUAGAAAAGAAAUAAAUAACCUUAUAAAUAUUUUCUUCUUUUUUUAUUACCAUCAAAUCAAAAAUAAAAAAUAUAUAAACCUAAAUAGUAAUAAUAAUGAGAAUAUAAAUAAUAACAAUGGAAAUAGUUCCAAAUUAUCACAUAUUUAUGAUGAACAUGAAUUAUUUUUAAAUAAUAAAUAUAUGCAAAAUAAUUAUUUAAACGAUUUUACAAAUAAUCAUAAUUUCUCAAAUUAUAAACAAAAUAAUAUAAAUCCAAAUUUUAAUCAAAAUAUAAUUAAUAAUAUAUUACAUUCAUAUAAUAAUAAUUAUUCAAAAUUUAAAUAUGAUUUAUCACAAUUAUUAUAUAAUCAUUUUCUUGUAACCAAAACGUAUUAUAAUUCAUUUAAUUCCAGACAUGAUAUAAUUCAUACAAUUUUAAAAAAUGGAAAAACAUGUGUAAAAAAAAGGGCCUCAAAAAUAUACAAGGUCAUAAAGAGGAAAUUAAAUAUAUAG
This is a messenger RNA of Plasmodium gaboni, 1659 nucleotides long. RefSeq names its product putative tryptophan--tRNA ligase. Lineage: Eukaryota; Apicomplexa; Aconoidasida; Haemosporida; Plasmodiidae. The coding region runs from base 1 to 1659 and encodes 552 amino acids. Gene Ontology annotation, molecular function: tryptophan-tRNA ligase activity; ATP binding. Gene Ontology annotation, cellular component: mitochondrion. The transcript is spliced from 3 exons. Gene Ontology annotation, biological process: tryptophanyl-tRNA aminoacylation. The record is from RefSeq and is a predicted model, not a curated record.